UAAAAUCGGGGAUAAAACGGGGGCGGCGGCUGUUUUGGGGCCCAUUCUCGGUCCUCGGUCGACGAAAGGAUCAGAUCGUGCGGGGCAGACAAGUUGGGGGCGUCGCGUCGUUGUCAUCGUCGUGGAGGUUUUUCCGGACGGGCGAAACACCUAAGACCUAAGUAGUAGGCCGCCGGCGGAAUCAAUAAAUUAUUUUCGCGACGUCCGACCGAGCCUGCCCGUUGUGCGCAAGCGUGCCACGGCCGAUAUGUCAACUAAUGGUAAUUUAGUUCAAUGGUCAUUCCCGUGUUGUUAAGUCGUAUUUGAUGUGUCGCGAAAAUGGUGAUCCCCAAACGCGAACGGAACGAAAAUAGCAGGAUAUACGCCUCCACGAACCAUGACCGACUCGUCUGAGGAUGGGAACCAUUUGGUGCGCGUUCGGGCUCAGGUGAUGUCAAGGGAUGACAGCUCGGGGGGCUGGGUACCGUUGGAAGGCGGGGGACUCAGCAACGUUUCGGUUACGAAGAAACCGAGACCGGUACCCUCGACUGUACCCGGAUCGGAGAACAUCACCUCUGCCAAGCCGAAACAUGACUACCUGAUUUACGGGCGACGCAUCAGUGACCAAAGCAUUGUACUUAGUUGUACGAUAAAAAAGGAUUUCGAGUACAAUAAAGUUAUGCCGACUUUUCACCACUGGAAGACCGGAGACAAAAAGUUCGGAUUGACAUUUCAAACCGCCGCGGACGCCAGAGCUUUCGAUAAGGGUGUGAGAACAGCCGUAGAAGAACUGCUGGACGGAUUCCUACACGGUUUGACGGAAACCUGUCCGCUUACUCUUCGUGCUUCACAUAAAGAUGUUGGAGACGACGAUGUUUUUAUGACUUUAAAUCUUCCUCAAGAACCAAAAGACUCUCGCAGCUCCAGUGAUUCCAGCACAAAAGCAACAGAUCAUCUUCACAAAAUACAUUAUUUACCGAGGGACCGCGCUGGUGACCAAAGGGUUUUCGAACCUUUAAAAGAUAAAGUAGUUGAAAACUAUUCAUAUGUACAACUCACCUCCGCUCACGAAUACACAUACCCAAUGGUCGAAGAUCGUCAAAAACCAACAUUAGCAAGAAGAGAUUCAAGUAGUAGCUUGAAGAAAGGUCUGGAACUUGUUGCCACACACCAAUCACCAUAUCCAUAUAAAGCGAAAAAGAAGCCGGGUAAACCGCAGGUUCGGUGCAAACACUGUCACGACUUCUUUUUCGAAGACAAAAACCGAAGAGGCGCUUGCGAAUACGCACCGGAUUGUGUCCGAUCAACCAUCAACACGAUCACGUGCAUCGGUUGCGUCCAGUGUUUGUGUUAUCAUUGCGCAUCGGACAACGAGGGCGACUUCGCGCAGCAUCCGUGCGAAUGCAACCACGACGAAAACUGCUGCCGUCGGUGGCUGUGCUUAACGUUCUUGUCGAUGUUUGUACCAUGUCUUUGGUUUUAUCCACCUUUAAGGUUGUGUUAUUGGUGCGGUGUUCAGUGUGGCGUCUGUGGCGGUCGCCAUAGUACUAGUAUGUGAUGUCGGACGCAGUGGGUUUUACGAUAUUAGUACAAUAGCUUGAAUGAAAUAUAAAGAUCACUUUCAUAAAUGGAGGUAAAAAUGGAAAAAAUAUUUAUGUUUAUAAUACUUUUCUGGAUUCUAUUUUUAUUUUUACUUUAAUUUAUAAGAUUUGGAAAAAUUUUAGACCUACUGAAUUGUAUGGUACUGAGAAUGCAAAAGGUUAAACACUUUCUUCCUGAAUCAUCCAUCUUGAUAGUAACGUAAUGAUUAAAAGAAGAUGAUAAAAGAAUUUGUGCUUGAAGAUGAAUGAAUAAAUAAAUAAUCAAAUGAUAAAUAAGAUUUGGUUUAGGCAACUGCACGCUACUUUAGGCAUUUAAUCCAGAUUAUAUCAUAUUAUCAGAUUAUAUUAUAUAAUUUUGUAAUCUGGUGGUUUUGAAAUAUAAAUGAUUUGUGAAGUGGCGAGCAGUUCUAAGUUUUUAUGCAAGACUACAGAUCAAUGGUGUUUCAGGCAAACAUAACAGUACACCUAAAGAGUAAUCUGUACCAGUAAGGAUAUUUUUAUUGACUGUUUAUUUAGAGAUGUUACAAUCUAUCACUUCCUUUAUUCUUACCUGUAGUAGUGUAGAAAUGUAGGUCUACAAUUUUCAAUCUCUUUUAACAUAUACCAAAAUAAAUUCCAACAAUUACUAUUAAUUAAUAACCAAUAUUAUUAUCAGAAAUAAACAACAAAAUGGCCUGUAUUUUUAUUUGGACCAUAACAAAACCUAGUAAUUAUUUGGCCAACCCAACUGUUGACUUUUGAGGUUUCAGGUAUUUAUCCAUAGCAAUAUUUGAUAAAAUUUAUCCACUUUUCUUGAUCGCUACGUCAUUUAGAUGAUCGUAUGAAAUACUAAAUUUGCAUAUGUUAGAGCAAAGAAUAUUUUCAAUUAGAUGAGGUAUGGACUUUGUUCCAACAAGUGGUUCUAAUUAGUUAGGAAUUUGUUAGCUACAGUUUCACAUAUCAAGGAAUGCAAUUUGUGUAAUAAAAGUCAGUAUGAUGAGUAUGACAUCUUGCUAAAAAAUGAUAUUAUGCACUGGCCGCGGUUCACCAUCAAUGUUUGCAAAAGUAUGGAACCUACUUGCAAGCGUUUCUAUGGUAUAUAGGGAAUUGUGGAUGCAUAUAGACGUUUGUCAUGAAGCUGUUGUUAUGUGACUUUGUUAUUAAUUCUGACACACGAUAUUUAAAAAAGCUAACAAUAAUCUGAGUAAAAACAAAUAAUAGUUACAGUUAAUGAUAAUGUAAAAAUUAAUACUUCAACUCAAAGAAUGUGAACUAUAUAACCGAUAUUCUAUAACCAAUUUAAUACCCAGUGCAAUUUUUUGUGUGCAGAAUGUGCAUGAGCUGGUGUUAAUGUCAGUGUAAUCUAUUGACAAAGUGGUUAAUACAGCGAUUUAUAAAACAUCUACUUAUAUUUAACAUGCUAUUCAAGACACAGAUUGGAUUUCGAAAAGCCUAAGCUUAUAAAUCUAUUAAUAACAUCUUUGACAUAUUCAAUAUUCUGAACACUUUAAUAUCUAUCAUUACUAAAUCUGUGACAUAAUACUUGUAGAUAAUUGAUAAUGAGGACAGACAAAGGGAAGUUGAUUUAUUAAAAUAUUAUAACAACAGCUUCAAAAGUCAUUACUUCGAUUAUAACGAUUUUUUAGUGGCAUUACAAAAUAUCCCAGAUGAAAAACUUCAACAUGAUAUUUUCUACUAGUUUCUGGCAUAUGGGGGUAGCCUUAACCAUGAAUACACUGAAUAUAGCAGCUCUUAGAUUUUGUAUAAAAAGUUGCACACACUAUGCUUUGGAUAUAAAUCUAACAAACAAUAAUCUAACCAUAUUGGUACAGUGUCAUAUACUGACAUAUCAAUGCUAACAUAAACGUUGUUAGUUAGUACUUUAAUCAGUUACAUUUUUGUUGCCAUAUUUAGUUAUAUGACAUGUGAAUUUGCACACUCUAUCCUUUUAAAUACCCCUAUUUGCCACAAGAAUAGUACUUUUCUCUUUUUACCUUUACUGUUUUUUUAAAUGGACACACACUUACGCAACACCUCAACAGCAGGAAGCGUUGAAACACGUACAGUUGCUUAGGAACAGUUCAAAAGGUUAUAUAGAAUUAAAAUUUUGGUAUGAGCAAAAUCUCUAAAGUGGUAACUACAAACAAAAUACAAGACCCUUGUAUUGUUCUACAACACUAAAAUCUAAAUUAUUUUGAUAUUCGUUCUUGCUUUGCUCUCCCGAACAAUCGGGUUAAUAUGAUAAUAAGAUAUUUUAGCAGAAUGAUGUGUCUAAUAAUGUCGUCAAGUUGUCGUUGCAGCUAAAUGCUUGUCGAUUUCAGGAACCAUUAUAGAAUGUAGAAGGCAAAUCACAGAUUUGAGCACUGAAUCGCCCAAAAUGCAAUGUAGAGAGUAAUUAUAAUAUCAAAAAUAAAAUCAAAGGCAUUAGACAUCAUUUCUUGAACAAGAAUAAGUUGUGUGGUAAAUUCAAAUUAAAAAAUAUAACAACGUUGCCUAUAGUGUUGGAGAUAUACUGUUCUAUAUAGGGGAAUACAAUUUUCGCAAGGUUCUGCGAGAUUUCAGCUUCUUUGAAUUUUCGUCUCUCGAUGGAUGGUUGGAUGGAAAAACAGAUUUUUCCCUCUCUCAUUGUUUAUCAUCAUAAUUAAGGCUUCACCGAAUCCCCACUCAAUCGAUUUGCCAUCGGUUUCUAAAAUUUUUCCAAAUUAAUGUUUCUUUUGGUCUCGCCCACCUUUUAUCUCUUAGCAAGAUCGUUAUUAACAGUUUUCCUUUUAUUCCAUCCGUAACUGUUCCUUAUUGGUCUUAGAUUCAGACCCGAUAAAAUUUUCGGCGGUAUGCUGCUCUAGUUAUUUCGAGUUUCGAUCAGUCAAUAAGACUGGAUGGUGUGUUGACUCUUGCAAAAUCAGAUGGAUUUUCUUGUUGGUAAUACCACCUCCUUUGAUAGAAAUUUUGCUCAUCUUGUACAUUUCUACCAUCCCUUUUGUCACAUUGGCAUUUGUCUGAAUUUACCUAGAUAUCCCUUCCUUUCCUCGUGUAUUGAAUGUUUUCCUAUAACUAGUUGAAAGGGUGACAUGCCAGUAAUUGCAUCAAAAUUUACUCCUGAUACUGUAACAUAUGCAGAUGAUACCUAUUAGAUUAGCGAAGUUAUGUACUAUCUUCUAUUCUACAAAGUGGGAUGCAGCAUGACUUACAUCUAUGGUUAUGUUGCUAUAGACUAUUAAGUUUUCGCCUCUCUCUAUUUCCAUUCUCAUAGCAUUAUCAUAAAAGACAUUCCAUUCAGCUAUUAUUCUUUUUUCCAUUAAAUAAGAUAUUUUUUUCUUUUAUUUGUUACUACAACUCCUUAGUUUAGCCGUUUCCUUGUUUAUCAUACCUGCUUUAUUGCUUGGUCUUCCGUACUAGUCGUUUUUUGCUUUUCUAUCAAUAUCAAUUCUGACAUUUUUUAGGAGUAUUGAAAAAUUCUAUUUUUAAAGCAUUCAUUGUAUAGAUAAACAAAUUCUAUCAUAUUUUUCUUUGUUUCCCGUCACAUCUACUUUCUGCACACUUUCUUGAUUGCUCCAUCCAGCUUAUCUCCAGAAAAUAAGAGCAGUUCCAAGUUUGGUAUGUUACUCUUCUUCCAUUCCACCACUCCUAAGUCACCUAUCGACACCUAAUCUAACAGCAAAACUGAUCUAUCUUGUGUGCGGUAUUAACUCCAAAACCGUGGGUUCUUGCAUUAAUAUUCGAUCGGGAAAAUGAAUUUUCUUUAAAAGUUACAUGUUGAAACCAUGAUUAAAUCAUAUUUAAAAACUAAGAAUGAAAGAAAAAUAUAAUUUAAAAUGUUACUAAUCAAAAAUGUUUACUUUCGAAAGAUUACUUCACUACUUAGUCGACUUGAGGAGAUAGAUGACGUAUUAAAUUGGCAACAGUAUUGUAAACCAGUGUUCUGGUUUGAUGAAUACCAAAUCAGGCUUUUUAGUCACUGCCCGGAAACUUAGUAAAUUGUCAAAAACCCUUCUUCUUAUACAUGAUAUUAGUUAGUUCUCUCUUCUCUAAUGACACUUUAGUUUUUGGUAAAGCCUUCUUAUCCGAUACUAACGUCUAGACAUCAAAAUCAGAUAUAAUGGUAUAAUCGCAUUUAAUGUAAUUUUGCUACCAUAAAUUAUAUAGCUAUCGAUGCAUUGCCAAUUAAUCGAAAUUCCUCUACCUGCGAUGAAGAUACACUCAGAGACAAUCUUGAGCACGCUCUAUCAAGACAGAUAUCAGAUCGAUGCAGUUAUCCAUCACUAGGAGAGAGAUGCUGUCAGAUAGCGUCAUCAAUGUACCCUUAAUUAAAAUCUCCUUCAGUUUCGCCAUCGUUGCUUGAGGUAGAUUGGCCUCGUGCCAUAAGUUGGUCUUCCAUACGAAUUGUUUUUCAAUUUUUCUAUCAAUACAAGGUCUGACACUUCUUAGAAGUUUUUUCUGAACACCUUUUAAGAAGUUGUUUUUUGGAAGAUACGUUCAUCUAUCUUCUUUACGGUCUUCAUCUUCCAUUACGGGCAAAGAGAACUAUUUUAAUUUUUUUUAGAAUAGUGGAGAGAUCAAGGUGUCUACAUAAAAGCUUACCAUAACCCCAGAAUUUGAGAAGUUUUCUCUGUAUCUAAUGCAUCAAUUUAGCACUAAAGAGGAUUCCAACCCAUUUAACUUUUAAUAUAAAUCUUGCAAAUAACUUCAGAAUUAAAUGAAAAAGUCAACCUGUUUCCUCCAAAGACAACAUACAUUUUCAAUUUGUAACCUAAUACAAAUCUAAUUUUAAUUUUCUGUUUAAUCCAUAAAUUAUGCAGUUGCCAAAGUACCUAGAAUGUCAUUAAUAUAGCCAUAAAUUACGCGUCGUGUUUAUAUUUACUUCUGUAAUGUGGCAGAAACCUAUGGCAGCAGUGAAAAGAAAACUUGUCAACAUAAUAGUCAACAUCUUCAACUGAAAGAUGCGAAUAAUAACUAUAAAAUAAUAUCUGGUAUUGUAUUGUAAGAGUAUAUGAUCAACAAUAUGCCAUGCAAAUUUUAUAGGACUAUCAUAAACAAUUCUUGUAAUGGUACUUAAUCUUGUAAAAAAACGAAUAGAGAUAAAAUUUAGUCACUUCAGUUUUUCCAUGUUUUAGAUAUUCCGAAACUUCUUUCUAUUACUCAUCAUGAUUUUCCUGUUGCGGUUAGAAAACCUAACAUAAAAACGCUCCAGUUACUGCUUUUAAAUUCUUUAAUAUAUUUAGACGGAAUAAUUUUGAUUUGCGAUACCACCAUUUCCAUAUUAGUUAUGGAAACUUAAUAUAUUUUUUAUUUGCGUUUACAAGUUUAAUUAAAUCAGAUCAAAAAGAUGACGUAGCGAUGACCCGAAAAGGAUUUAUUUUUAAAUAGUUUUCUUUAACUUUCAAAAAAUGUUUGUACUUUUUUGUAUUGAUAAUUUAAUGCUGUUCCUAUUAUACUAAUAUCGUAGAAAUCAACCGUAAUUAACCAGUGCUCAAUCAUGCGUCGGUUGUGAACACUAAAAACCAUCGAUUUUUCUAUUUCCCGGUUACAUUUUCAAGACUGUUUAUUUUUCUAAUUUAUUUUUUAAUUUAGGUAAAUCACAACCUGUCCCAUAAUUGGCGGUUACAAAAAAAGAGUACCUAAGAAAAAGAAACGUUACACUUUAUUAAAAAAA
Onthophagus taurus is the source of this 7209-nucleotide messenger RNA. NCBI's taxonomy places the organism in Eukaryota, Metazoa, Arthropoda, Insecta, Coleoptera, Scarabaeidae. The record is from RefSeq and is a predicted model, not a curated record.